Acanthosepion pharaonis is the source of this 1002-nucleotide messenger RNA. The record is from the annotation of a GenBank genome assembly. NCBI's taxonomy places the organism in Eukaryota, Metazoa, Mollusca, Cephalopoda, Sepiida, Sepiidae.
AUGUCUACGAUGCAAACAUGGUUCCCUUUUAAACUUUCUGUUGUCCUUAUUCCCCUUUCUUUCUUUCUUUCUUUCUUUUCGCUUCGUUUCGUUUCGUUUCGUUUCUUUCUUUCUUUCUUUUCAUUUAACCCUUUCUUUCUUUUCGUUUUAUUCUUUCUUUCUUUUUUCUUUCUUUCUUUUCGUUUAACCCUUUCUUUCUUUCUUUCUUUCUUUCUUUCUUUCUUUCUUUCUUUCUUUCUUUCUUUCUUUCUUUCUUUCUUUCCCAAAGACUUUCCCAUGAUUAGCCAGUUCAUAUCUAUCUAUCUAUCUAUCUAUCUAUCUAUCUAUCUAUCUAUCUAUCUCAGCCUGUUAAUAUCAAACUAUCUAUCUAUCUAUGUCUUUUCAAUUUUUUCUCUCUCUCUCUCUUUAUUAUCUAUCUAUCUAUGCCUUUUCAGUCUCUCUUUCUCACUCUCUCUAUGUCUUUUCAAUCUCUCUUUCUCUCUCUCUAUCUAUGUCUUUUCAAUCUCUCUUUCUCUCUCUCUCUCUAUAUGUCUUUUCAAUCUCUCUUUCUCUCUCGUUCUCUAUUUUCAGUAUCUAUCUAUCUAUCUAUCUAUCUAUGCCUUUUCAGUCUCUCUUUCUCACUCUCUCUAUGUCUUUUCAAUCUCUCUUUCUCUCUCUCUAUGUCUUUUCAAUCUCCCUUCCUCUCUCUAUCUAUCUGUCUUUUCAAUCUCUCUUUCUCUCUCGUUCUCUAUUUUCAGUAUCUAUCUAUCUAUCUAUCUAUCUUUCUUUCUAUCUAUCUAUCUAUCUAUCUAUCUAUCUAUCUAUCUAUGCCUUUUCAAUCGAUCUUUCACUCUAUCUCUAUCUAUCUAUAUCUUUCCAAUCUCUCUUUCCAUAUCUCUCUCUCUCUCUCUCUCUCUCUCUCUAUCUAUCUAUCUAUCUAUCUAUGCCUUUUCAAGCUCUCUCUCUCUCUCUCUCUCUCUCUCUCUCUCUCUCUCUACCGCUCAACAAGAUCAUCCAGUUUGA